Bombus pyrosoma is the source of this 12055-nucleotide messenger RNA. RefSeq names its product reticulocyte-binding protein 2 homolog a-like. Bases 1261 to 6279 code for a protein of 1672 amino acids. The record is from RefSeq and is a predicted model, not a curated record. Lineage: Eukaryota; Metazoa; Arthropoda; Insecta; Hymenoptera; Apidae. The transcript is spliced from 11 exons.
UGAAGAAAUGUAUACUCAUUAUAUAUGUAAACAUAGAGAAAUGUUGAAUUUAAGUAACACUAAAUUUUACAAUGAUAAUCAGAGACACGAUUAUGAUUUCGAAAAAUUGAAUCUACUUUAACAUUUGGAGAAAAAAGAAUUUAUGAAAUUUGGAUAAAAUACAUGGUAUUUCACUAGCAAUGAUAAGUAAAAGAAAGGUUAUUUUGUACGAUAUACAAGGGUUCCUUGAUGGGUGCGACCGUACCUGUAUCUGCAACCUCCGUAGCGACGAUCUGAAUGUUACGACAACGACGGCGUUGAUCUAGCAUCGACGCCAGGCGCUGCGUUUUACUCGAUUUUCAAAGAAUUGUAAGUUUCGAGUACACCAACAACAGGCGGCGCAGAUCGCAAUAAAUUUACUUUCGUGUACGGCUGUGCUGUUGCAAAUGCGAAAAACUGAAACUAUGAGUUCGCUUAUUUGCGAGGAAAUGAAAGUGACGGCUAUGCCCGUUUAGUUUCAUUUUGUUGCGUGUAUGUGUAGUAAACGAUGUAACACAGUGUGACUGAUGGAAGUGGGGGUAUUGAGUCUCUGCAUUUUUUAUGUGCUUCUAAAAACAAAUUCAUGUUAAAAGAAACUUGCGGCCUCUCAUUGUUGAUUAUUGACUGUUAUUCUUUUAAAUUUUCUGCAUGACAUGUCAAAUACGUAAACGUCAAUACGUAAUUGUAUUAUGAAUCGUACCGAUGUUUCGACUAUAUUAAAUAUUAUGUUACAACACGUGUACGAUUAUUGCUGACUCAAAGGAGUCUUAAAUUCACUACAAUGUCAAUCAAUCCUGUGUUACCAAGAUUGUCCUUUUAUUUGAUUUCGGAAUAAAACAUUUUCUUACAUUUAAAAAUUUUUAAGAUACUGCUCAUUAUAAUAUUAUAAUAUCAAAGAGAAAUAUUGCUUGUCUUAAUAAUUAUGACUUUGGUUUUCACACAAUUUUGUCAACUUAUCAGCUAUUUUUCAAAUACUAGCAUCUUUCGAUCCGACAGAUUGUUUUUGUUUUUCAUUAUAGGAUGUUAAAACACUCCUAUUUAAUCACAGAGUAACAUUAAAGCCAAAAAUUUAACAAAAAUGUUUAAUAAGAUUAUUUUUAAUGAAAAUUAUGGCUCAUUCUACACAGGACACGAAUAUAAGCAGUUCUUUUACCUUGAUUGACAAUUUAUUAAACGAUAAUUCAUUAACUAACAAAUAUUAUCAUUCUAAUAUAUCAUGAGAGUUUAGAGAAAGAAAUAAUAAUGGAUGAAAAGGAUGAGAUAGAUUUAAUAUGGAUAUGCAAUAGUCCUAUCAAUGUCUCAAAAAAAUAUGAAAAUCAAGAACAUGAGGAUAAUAGCCUCAUUGAUGUUAAAUCAUCUGAAAAUAUAUUUCCAUGGCUCAGCAAAUUUAAUAAAAUAAUGUGUUCAUCUGUGGGACAUAGAAGUUACCAAUUGUUAAAACAUUUACUUUUCCUUUACACACAAAAUAUUUUAACCAGUAUAAAUACAUAUUGUGAAAAGACAUUAGAUAUGAUAAAAUUAAAAACUCAUCUACGUAACACACUAAUAUUUUUUCAUCUUUACUGGAAUGAUAUUAAAGAGCAUGUUAGCGAUUGCAACUUAUAUUUAAGUGAGAUGUCAGUGAUAUUGGGAAUAUAUAUAGAUAUAGAACUCAAAACUUCUAAGCACUCUAUGGAUUCUUCUAAACUUGCUUCAAAACUUCUUUCAGCAUUAUGGAUAUAUUUAAGUAAUUCAGAAAAGCAUAUUUUCAGAGUGCUGCUUAAACUAAAGUUUGCUACUAAAAAAUAUGCAAAAGUUUGUGACCUUAUAUUUAUGAAAAGUUUUGCUAAUUUUACAAAGAAUGUAGAUUCUUUGACAGAUGUAGAUUAUGUCAGAUAUUUGCUUGUUUUAAAAGUAUGGAAAAGGAUAAAAGAAACUGUUGAAGAAAAAAGGCAAUUGAAUAAGAAGGCUCUAACGAUAUUAGGUCCAUAUAUUCCAAAAAUGCGUGACGAAUUAUUAAACAUCAUACCUAAAGCACCCACAGGGCUUGAAAAUGAGACUAUUUGGCUACUGCAACCAAAUGCAUUUGACUUAAAAACUGCAUGCAACAAUUUUUUAGUAUUUGAAGAAACAAUGUUUGCUGAAUUUAAAGAAACCCCCUUAACAAGAACUUCCGAGCUGAAUUUCCAAUUAUCACAGAAUUUGUCAUAUGAUGUACACAAAUUUUUUUCAAGUUGUGAAUUGAAGAAAAGUCAUAUAGAUAACUUAGAAAAUAAUUAUUCUUUUGAAGAGAACAUGAAAAACAGUAAAAUUAGCAAUCAACAACUUUCUCCACCAAGAAAAAGAAACAAAUUUGAGAAGUAUAAAAAAAUAUCGAAAUUGAAACCUGGAGAGGUAAUUUUAAUUAAUUUAGCUGAUGAAGAUGAAUUAGGAAUUGACAAAAAGAAAAAGAAGAAAAGGUGUCAAAAAAAUUUAGAGUGGUUAAAAAUGGCAAAGAAAAAAUAUAAAGUGCAAAAACAAAUUGAUGAAAUAAAAUAUAGAGAUCAAAUAGAAAUUGCAGAUGUUUGUAGUGCAGAUAACUUUAAAAAUUGUUCUAACAACAUUCUUCUAGGAGAUUUACCAAUUUUAGACAAUAAAGUUAGUGAAAGUACAGCAAGUUGUACUUCAACUGAACAAAAAUCAGUUCGAAAUAAUAUUGAUAAUUUGGAAAAUAUACUUAAUCGUAUAUUCGAUAAGAGAAAUACUGAAUUGAAAUGUAUGUUUCAACAUAGGUGGUGUGAUACAUGUACUUCAUCAAUAAAACAAACUGAUGUGCAAUGCAGUAAAAUUCUAUAUUUACUGAAAUUUCUAAGCACUGUGGGACAAAAUACUAAAGAAUCAAAUGCCAUAUUAAAUCUACUGAGAGAAAGUAGGGAUGAAAAUAUGUCUCCUGAACAUAGUUUUUCUUUUAGAAACACAGCUAAUGAAUCUAAUGAAAUAGAUACUCAGGGUAAAGAAUUGUUUUCUCAGCCAGAAAGUUCCAUAAAGGCAAUAUUCUUGUCAAGCGAGUGCCAAAAUAAUAUUACAAAUGUACAAUCUAUAAAACAACAAUUGCCAAUAAAUACAGAUUGUAAUGUGAUAGAAGAAAAUACAUAUUGCCAAACUGAAUCUGCUUAUGUACAAAAUGAUGAUCAUUUACAUAAUUUACGAUCUAUGAGUGGUCAUAAUUCACAAGUGGUAGAGACCAUGAAAAAGAACAUUGUUCAGGAAAUUCAUGAAUGUACAGGAUGCUGUAAGAAGAUUGAGGUAAAACCUUUCUCCUAUCAUAACAAUAGUAUAUUUAAUACAAUAAAGAACGAAGAUGUAACACAUAAUACAAUAGAUAAUAAUACCAUCGAUAAAACAACAAUUUGUGACAAAAAUAUAAUGUGUAUGCUAAGUGAUCUUGACAAAUGUAUGGACGUUUUAAAUCGUAUUGGUGAACAUAUUAUGACCAUUUAUGCAGAAAAACAGCGCCUAGAAUGUUUAAAUAAAAUGGACAUAUGUACUGUAUCUACUACAGUUUUGGGAAACCAGUGUGCAGAAUCAUCAUCAUCAUCGUCAUCGUUGUCGUCGUCAUCAUCAGAUUGGAUACAAAAUAUUAAUUCAUUAACAAAUACAGAAAAACUUAGUAAAAUUUUGGAACUAUAUGGAAAAAAGGACUUAUUGAAUGUAUGUAACUGUCAAAAUCUUCAUUUUUUAAAUGAAUUUCAUAAAUCAACUCCUCAAUCAAAAGAAUAUCAUUCUUAUGGAAAAAAUAAUAUUUUUUCUGGAAGCAAACCAUCUUCAAACCUCAUCUGUAAUCAUAUAAAAUCCGAAUUUGAACAACCUAUUAAGAAAGAAAAUGAAAAUCUUGAAAUUCUAAAAAAUAAUAUACAAGACACGGAUCAACUUAAAAUUAAUGUACUAACAAAUAAUCAAACUUGUGACAUAUCUUUUACACAUAAUCUGGAAAAUACUAAAGAAUCAAAUCAAGAUAUGCAUUGGGAAUCUACGUUACAAAAUUUGUCACAAGAAGCUAAUACAGAAGAAUCACGUUCCAUAGAGGAAUUUGAAAAUAUCACUAUUUUUGAUAGUAUUCUGAGUGGCGAUGAACAAGAAACUAUUGAAGACGAACAAAAAAUUUGGGGAGAUUUAAAAUCACCAUUAAUCUAUGAUAAUUCGGAUAGUGUAUUAAAUUGCAUUACAGAAUUUUUUUCACAGCCUGAACAUUUGCAUACUAAUGAAAUGGAAGAAAAGUACAUAUUGUCAGAUGCAGAAGAUUCUCAAACAUUAUUAUCUGAAGGCAGCUUUGGAAGAACUGGAAUAUUAAAUUUUUUAUUUGAUUUUUAUUUAACAAAUAUGGACUCUCCUUCAAAUAAUUUUAUAUAUUCAAAUAUACAAGCAGUUAAUCCUCGGUUGAUUGAGAAAACUUUUGAAGAAAAGACAGCUGAAAAAAAUGAUUUAGAAAAUAUACUUUCACAAGAGGAUAAGGAAUUGUGUAGUAAUCAAAAUCAUUCUGUUAAUAAUAGCAUGGAUAUGAUUGGAUUUGAAGUGAACACAAGUAGAGAAGAAGUGCUUGAAUUUCUUCCAGUAACUAAGAGUACACCUUCAUUCUCUGGUCAAUCAAUUAAUUUAGUCAAUUCAGAUAGCAUACUUUCUGAAGAGAAAGAAUCGUUCCCUAAAUGCAGUCUUUCUAGUCCUACUGAUAAGUUUAAUGUUGGUAGUCUUAAAGAAACAUUUUAUAUUUUUCAAAAGGAAGAUACUAUUAAUCAAACCCAAUCAUUCAGUGAUAUAAAAAAUGAAGAUUUACCUGAAAUUUGUAUUUCCAACAACAUUCCAUCAGAUGAAUCUAUGAAUUAUAUAUUAAAUCAACAAGAGAAUGAUAUUCAUUCAUUACAGAAGUAUACAUGUGUAGAACUUGAAACUAGUCCUUUAGUAAUAAAAGAAUCUUCAGAUUCUUGUGAUUUAUUGUCUUCCACAGAUUUAAUAUCAUGUAAUAAUGAUACAACACUGCAGUGCAUUGAACAAACAGAUGAAACUUCUUUAAGACAAAAAAAUUCUCAGGAAAACAUGCAAUACAAUUGUGAAGAAAAACAAAAUCAUAUUAUGAAAUGUAGAACAGAAAUUAGUGGUCAUCCACAAUCCAGAUCACCUAAACAGGUAUUAAAAUAUAAAAAGAAAAUUAAAAUAAAGAAAAAAGAAAAGCAAUUAUUUUCAUCUAUUGUUCAAUCUAAUCAGAAUGAAUUGAGUUUAAGAUGUUCACAAAUUACUAUUGUUAAUCCUUUGGAUUAUCAAGAUGUGCAAAAUACAUGUGAAUCAUCACUAUCAACAUUUCACAUGUCAUAUUGUGAAACAUCACCUAAAAAUGGAAAGAAACAACUAAACUGUACAAAUGUUCAACAAUCGAAGCGUAUGUCUCAACAGAAGCAACAAAUAGUAUUAAAUUUUCAUGAAGAUUCUAUGGUGAAUUCAAUCUACAAGGAAGAUUCUAAAUUACAAAAUCUCCAGUGCAUCAUGGAAGAUAAUAUCUCGGAAGAUUCAAGAAUGUUAAAUGUACCAGAAAAAUCAUAUGCAACUGAAGAUAAAUCCCAUUUCAAAAUAUCAAAAAGAAAUAUGAACAUUGAUACUAAUAUUACAAAAGCAAAUUUUAUAACAGAUAAAGACAUAACUGAAUUUUCAAAUAAUAUAAAGUCUGCUAAGUGGACAUCACAGAAUAUAAAUGUACAGCCAUCAAAUUCUAUUAAAGAACAAGCAAUUUUAGAUGAAGAUAUACCUUUGAAGAAAAGAAAAUUAACUUCAAAAUUUUCAUCAACUGUAAACACAAAUACAAAUGUUAGUUCUGUAAAUCAGCAAAAAAUGCGAAGAAAGCAUUAUGUUUCUACAAAGAAAGGUGUGAUGUAUACAAAUAAAUCGAAGAAUAUAAUAGCGCAAAAUAAUGAUAAAAUAGAAACAAGUUCUAUUGAAACAAUAGAGAAGGUUGAAGCCUCUUCCGUUAAAGGAAUAUUAAAUUACGAGAAGAAACAGGAAUCAUCAGGUGCACUACUCGAAAUUUCAACAAUGGAAAAAAAAUUUGGAUCGCAAAUGGUAUUGAAAUCAUUAAAAUGUACAAAUAUUGCACAAACUGAAUUCUGCGUGCGACCAGAAUUGGAAAUUUGUAAUUACAACAAAAUAAAAGAGGAUGUAAGAGAAAAUACAUCAAACAUCACUAAUAUUAAAGAAUCUAUUUUCGAAUCUUUUUCUAUGAAUGAGAAAGAUAUUUCUAAUGCAGUUAAUGAAACAUGAUUGAAUGAAAAUAUUGGAAAUAAUGGAAUUUCUUAUAUUGGUGCAAACUUUAAGAAGCAGUAUAUAAUAGACGAUAAGUGCGAUAAUAAUAUUCGCAAACAUAUUAAUAAAGAUGUGCCCUAUGUAUCUAAUGAAGUAUUUGAUGUGUCAUCGCAGAUAAUAUUCGAAAGGAUGUAAUAAUUUACAUAAAGUGGCAGAUACUCAUCAACCACUUUACCAUUGAUCUAUAAAAAUUGUGUUGGCAAUAUAGAAUUAUAUGUGUCAUAUCAUAUGUAUUGUACAUCAGUAUUAUGUAGUUUACAAAUUAAUGUACAACUUUCCUUCAUUCGCACGCCAAAUUGAGUAGCCCAUGUAAAAGGUUGUACUGCUGCUAAAUUGCACUACUUAUUGUCGCCCAUGGCAAACAGUGUAUACGUCUGGCGACGGAUAUCCAUAUGUUUUGUACCAGAAUAAUUUCUAUUUUUUCCCAGUGCACUCAUCAAUACCAAAACCUUAUCAAUUAUUGUGUAAAAUGGAAAAAUUCCUUUACAAAAUAAAACAUUGGAGACACUUGAAGUACAGUAUGACUAGAAAAGAAUAUUUAAAGAAGAUACGAAAAAUAGAUUGCCCUUUUAAAAAAGACGUGCUAUAGCUUACAGAAAAAUGCCAAUGACAGUUGAAAAAAUAGAUAGUUAUUCAGCUAUACCUAAGGAUAGAUUGUUGCUGCUGUAAAAUCGUUAGACAGUACGCGAAAGAAGUCCGAUGAAAUUGUUAAAUCCGAAUAUGAACUAUCUUUUGUGAAAAGAAAAAAUUGCAUGGUGAUUAUUACUGCAGUUUGCAUUUGAUAGAAAGAAAUUAUGGUAAAGACGUACACGUUGCCAGUUCGCAUCAGAAUUUCGCGAAAGAAAGACUAAAGCUCACUGUCCACAAAUCGCUAUAUCCGUUUAUAGUUGCAACAUACGCCUCUCUACUGACAGUGUUAACGUCAGCCGUCAUUAAAACGAUUCGCUUCCUUUUUUUGGACAAAUGUACGUUACUUUACAGUGACUGCUACAUGGAGGCGUACUGUUAACAUCAACACAUGUAUGAAGCUACACUUUGUAGAUAGUGGGUGUAAGAAUGCCAAUUUCGAUCGACAAAGUAUCAAACUGAUAAUAUCGUAUUAUCAAGAAUCUCCAGAGAACAGUUAAAACAUCCAUGCGACGGAAAAAAUUAAUCGUUUAAACUGACUUAACAGAGAACUGAUGGAGUAAGAAGGAACGUACAAAAGAGUAAAGAAGAAAUAAUCGCCUCUACAGGAAGAAAGAAGGAAGAAUGGAACGUUCCUAAAGUAAAUUAUUCUUACACCGAUGCUGAUUCAGAAUGGAGUCCGUCCGGUGAGUCAAAACGCAAAUGGAGAAAGGUUAGUCGAUGAUCGAUAUUAUGGAAAUUCAUUAUUGUAAGAAAUUUUUCUGAGAUAUAAAUAAUCAACUGUACAUUAUUCCAUAAGACUGUGGCAUCGUAAAAGGGUCCUUACGUGAUCGUGUGUGUGCGUGCGUGCGUGCGCGCGUGUGUGUGUGUGUGUGCAUAUUGCCAAUAUUUCAGACUUCUCAACAUUAUUGUGCAUGUAAAGAAAUUCUUAAAUAAUCAAUAUACAUAUAUUAACCCUUUGAGGACGGGGUCGCUCGACGAGCGAGCGUCGCUGUGGACGAGAGGUAUUGGCGCGCGCAGUUGAGAAAAUAUACAUGUUGAAUGUUUGCGUUAUUCAUUGUCGAGACUUGUAUUAUUUUCAUCAAUAUUUAGUUCAUCAUCAGUGUCACUAUUAUUAGAAAUAUUGAAACGUCUGAGCCGAUUCCUUGUUAAACGGAGUUCGUUUCCAUUGUCUGAAGCACUGUCGUCAUCUUCUAUCUUGUCAGGUUCAAAAUAAUGUUCGUCAUUACUAUUAUCACUAUCGAACAUGUUCUUUCUGGAACUUUUAAGCAUCCUGUAUAGGGUAUUUUAAAAAAUAUAUAAAUUAUAUAAAAAGCUUUCUGAUUCAUCUGGCAAUGCCAUAGAAAGAUUGAAAUUCGUUCUGACUCGACCAUCAUCCUGCAUUGCGAGUUUACAUUAAACAGAAGAUAAGAUUUCUAAAGAUCUACAAUUUUCUUUCAUCAAAAACAUAAUACUGUUUAGUUUACUGUACCCAUGCGUAAAUACGCAUAAGAUUAUCGUUCGGAAAAAUAGACAUACGCCAGCCACUUCAAAAUAACUGUAUGGAACUGUGAACAGAUUCGGGCGGCUAUAUGUCGACACUCGUCCGCAAAGGAUACAAUAUACAUAUAAUAUCUGAGGAUCUCCUUACAUGCAUAAUAAUAUCGUGCUCAGAACCCUGAAAUAUUGAUAAUGUAUAUAUUGAUCAUUUAAGGGUCCCUUAAACUUAUAAAUACUGUAUAAAUGAGAAGAUAAAUUAUUGUGGGGAGAUAUUUGCAUAAUGUAAAAGUGUAUAGUACAACAAUCGAAGAUCAAUAUUAGUGUAAUUUUUCAAAGAAUUCCAAAGCAACAAUAUGGAGGAUGUUUAGAUAUCAUAGAUCGUACCUGUAUUCUGUUAGACACAGGCAGUUUCAUAUUAAAAGGAUAAGAACUCUUUUAGUGUUUGUAAUUUCCUGUGUGUAAAAUUGAGCAGUAUUAUCCUCCAUUUUAUCUAAUUUCAAUGACUACUUAAUUUUGAUAUAGUGCUAAUAAUUUUAAUUCAAUUGAGAAUAUCUAUAAUCAUUUAAUGAAAAAAUUACUUUUGUGUAUAAUUAUGUAAAUAUAAUAUUGUAAUGCAAAAUAAUUGUAAGCAAAGUUUUAUAACUCUUAUAUAGUAUGUGAAAUAAUUUACAUUAAUGAAUAAUUCUAAAUGUAUUAUAUCAAGCUGCAUAAAGUACCAUAUUGUGGUAUAAGACAAUUUGAUAUUUUGAUGAGAAUUAAUUAAAAACAAUAUUUAUUAAUAUUAAAAUUAACUGAGAUGCAGAUUUUCUACAAGAUUGUGCAUGUAUGUGUAUAAAAAUCAUAAAGUUUUAUGCAACAAAUUAUUGCAGUGCAUAAAAUUGCCAUUACUUAAUGUUAGUUACUAUUAGCAUUACGUUAAUCUUUCCAACAUUGCAAAAUAUUAGACUUUAUAUUUCUUAAUUUAUAAAAUUAUAUAAAUUCGGAGAAAUAAGAAAACUUACUAUCCAAUUUAUAAAUGUACAUAAAUGUAAAUAAUACAGUAAAGUAUGCUUUCAGAUACAAAGCUUAUAAAAGAAAGCAUUUGAAUGAUCUCUCCAGUAAUAUUUAAAUUAUGAACUUUUUUAAAAUUUUACUUGCCAGGUUUUUUGUUAUUAUGUUAGUUUUUUCAAUGUACAAAAUACAUACUAAGGUUUCAACAAAGUUUUUAAGGUUACCAUUUAACCAUUCCUAAAAUUUUGAAGAAACUCUUGUUCUUAUUUACUUUAUACUAAACAUAAUAUUUUACGAAAAUUAUAACUUUUAGAGAAGAUAUGUUAUGCCAAAUACCUUUUUUAAUUAAUUUAAUUUGCAAAAAAUAUAGCAAAGUAUAUUAAAUUGCUAAAAGUUCGAAGUAUGAUUCUAGGCAGUUCAUUCUUUUUUAAAAUAAAUAUUAUGUAUAUCAAAAAAUAUUAAUUACAUAUUCAAUUUUGUAAGGUUUGCUUGAAAAGUAUUAUCUAUUGGAAAUUUAUGGUUGACAGUAAUCUUGAAACCAAUGAAUAUGAGACAAUAUUAAAGUAACAUGUGAUAUUUUAAUUUUAAACUAGUUCUAAUUUGAUUUGUUGAAUUUUAUACAUCCUAUUAUAUUAAAAAAUUUUAUAAAUUAAUUCUUGUCCCUGUAAAUACAAUCAGAAUUUAUUGUUAGUACAACUUGUAUGCAAUUUAUUUUUAAUGCUGAUAGUUUUUAUCAUUAUCUUUAUAUGUUAUAUGUUUAUAAUAUUUAUGGCAAUUUUAAUAUUAAAUAUUGACACUAAAUCUACCAACAUUUCCUAUACGUUCACUCCUAUUGUGCCCGGUCAAAAUGACCGGUCCUUAAAAAAAAGUUAUUGUUUUUUAUUGCUCAAUGAAUUAGUAUAUGAAUAACUUCCAUAAAAUGACGGUACAAAUUUAUUUUUAUAUAAUUUUAAUUAUAAACUAAGAAAGAGGAUUAAAAUUGAACGGUAGUUAUAUAGUUUCUUUCAUUCCUAUACACCUUAUAUACACGUAAAUACACAUUGUUUUAAAUAUAUAAAUAAUAUAUAAUCCUACUCGUUUUCACUGCACUUUUUACAAAUUAUUCUGUUCUCGAAUGUACAUUUGCCGCACACAUAUUUUUUGCAUCCCGAACAGAUUUUCAUAGUUUUGUAAACUUUACAAUAUUUUACUUGACAAGAUUUUCAUACAUGUGAAUUCGAACUUGUAUUUGUUGAUGCUUUUGGUACAUUUUCUUCUUCCCGCGAUUUUUAAUACGCAGCGCCAAGUUCUCCAACUAACUAGAAUAAAAAUUCCUGCUUUAAAAUUUUUUCUCCCGUUGUUUCUUUACGCAAAACCCAGGCGUUUAUUCCAGUUAGAUUCAGAAUAUUGAAAAACACCUGGAGGGGCCAGCUACAACAUUUCGACUUGACAAUGCAUUUUCUUGCCAUUUGGUCAUUUUUUUAGAGAAAUGCCAUAUUCAGAUAGCCUUUCUUUUAUACUGAUUGUAUAAGUUUAGGAGAGUAAUACUAUAUUAUCUCGAGCGGUCAAAUAGACCGGCGACGGUAGGUAGGACAGACUACAUAUAUUUCUUGGAAAAAGAGAGAGAGAGAGAGAGAGAAAUAAAUACUGAAGAAUACAUUGUAUGCGUAUUUUAAGAAAAGCUGUAUAUUUUGAUGGCGAUGUGAUAAUGUUUAAAUAUGUGAAAGUUGUACAAAAGUUUGAGAACGGUCAAAUUGAUCGAUAGUGGUAGGUUUAGUGUUAAUUGCUUGAAAAAUAUAAAAAAACAUUUUAUUUGACAUAACAAUAGUGAUUACUUCUGAAACAAACCUUACUAAAUUUUAAGUUUAUCACCUUAGUUUUAUGUAGGAGUAAUUAAAAUAAAAAAGAAGUAUUUUUCAGAAGAAAUUUAUUGUCAACUAUUGAAGUUAUAUAUUAGUUUUUAUAAGAUAUAAAAAUUAUAUAAGCAAGUAAUCUAAUAGUAUAUAAGUAAUUUAACAUAUCUAGUAUUUAUUAGUUACUUUUGUAUUAAAAAAUACGUUUCAUUUUUGUUUUUUUCCCUCACAAAGUACAAGAAUUAUACAAAAAGACUUAAUUUUUAGUAUUUUCGAAAUAUUAUUAAAAUAGUAAUUGACUGUUACUUUUCUAAUAAAGUAGUGUGUAUUUUAUGUUAAAAAUUAAACACAAAAUAAAAUUGUUUAUGCGGAUUUGUAUUUUGUGUGUUUAUGUAAAAGAGAUAUUUUUAUUUUACAUAAAUUGUUUUAUGUAUUGUUUGCAAGUAUUAUAUUUAGUAAGUAUUAUAUGUAGCAAAUUAAGUCACAUUAUUAUAUGGUACUAUUUAACCUUAAUAAUGCAAGCUUUUAACCAUUCGUCAUUCCAUUUGAUUGCCUAAAUAGAAUUGUGAAGAACUAUGAUAGUUAUUCUUAGUCAGUUUGUAAAUUAUAAAUUAUUCGAGAUCAUUACUUUUACACAUAUUAUAUUCGUCAUGUAAUUAAAAUACUUUUUUAAUUCAACGAAGAAUUCAAUUAAGAAUAAAAAAUUAUUUACCUGCAAUAUAUAUAAAAGUAAGAUAACGAAUUAUUUUGUAUCCCAAAAUCGUAAAUAAUACUGCGUAGACAUUGACAAAGGUGUGAACAAUCUU